AUGUGGUCCUGGUUCGGCGGAGCCGCCGCUCAAAAGCGGAAGGAUGCACCCAAAGAAGCGAUUCUCCUUUUGCGUAGGCAGUUAGAUAUGUUGCAAAAGCGGGAGAAGCAUUUGGAAUCGCAGAUUGAAGAGCAGGAUACUGUGGCGCGGAAAAACGUCAACACAAAUAAGAACGCUGCCAAAGCCGCACUCCGACGGAAGAAGGCCUACGAAAAGAAUCUCGAACAGACAACAGCCCAAAUCGUCCAGUUGGAGCAGCAGGUUUACUCCAUCGAAGCGGCCAACAUCAACCACGAGACCUUGCAGGCGAUGCAGCAGGCUGGUCAAGCGAUGAAGAUCAUUCACGGCGGAAUGAAUCUCGAACAGGUUGACGAGACAAUGGACAAACUGCGCGAACAACACCAAAUCAGCGAGGAGAUCGGGCAGGCGAUUACCAGCGUUCCGCUGGGCGAACAGCUCGACGAGGACGAACUGGACGCCGAGUUGGGGGAACUGGAGCAGGAGGCUAUGGACGAGCGUAUGCUCAAUACUGGCCCUACACCAGUUGGCGCCCAGCUGGACCGAUUACCGGCCGCUGGAAAUACGGAGCUGGGCAAGAACAAGGCACAGGCAGAGGAAGAGGACGAGGAGGCCGAGUUGGCGAAACUGCGUGCCGAAAUGGCCAUGUAG
Penicillium manginii is the source of this 669-nucleotide messenger RNA. RefSeq names its product ESCRT-III subunit protein SNF7. Bases 1 to 669 code for a protein of 222 amino acids. Gene Ontology annotation, cellular component: ESCRT III complex; multivesicular body; cytoplasmic side of plasma membrane. The transcript is spliced from 4 exons. Gene Ontology annotation, biological process: late endosome to vacuole transport via multivesicular body sorting pathway; vesicle budding from membrane. The record is from RefSeq and is a predicted model, not a curated record. Lineage: Eukaryota; Fungi; Ascomycota; Eurotiomycetes; Eurotiales; Aspergillaceae.